AAUAAAACAGUUUUAAUAUUUUGAAAUUAUGAUGAUUGUGAUCAUACUAGGCUGCAUUUUUGCUACAGCUUUAGCUGCUCCACAAAAUUUUUACAGGCCACAACAACCUCAGAAUCAGCAGAGCUACAGUAACAAACCAAUUAUUCCUAUCGUUUCCGAAUCAAAUGAACUGAAUCCUGAUGGAUCAUUCAGCUACAGCUACGUUUCUGGAGAUGGUUCACAGGCUCAAGCUCAAGGCUACCUGAAGAACCAAGGUCAGAAAGAUGCCGAGGCUGAAGUUAUCCAGGGCUCCUACUCUUAUACCGCGCCUGAUGGCACACCAAUCACGGUAAACUGGAUCGCUGAUGAAAACGGCUUCAGGGCAGAAGGCUCCCAUAUUCCCACACCGCCACCAAUUCCUGCUGAAAUUCAAAAGUCUCUGGUGCAGAUUUCGCAAGGUCAAGGCGCUCAGCCUCAGGGGCAGUACAGGCCUAAUCCUUUCCAAGGACAAGGGGGUUUCUCCAGACCGUCUAGACCUUCGUAUCGAUUUUAGAAUGUGUUAUGUAUUUUGAAUGAAGAAAUGCUCAUAUAUCGAGUGAAUGCUUUGUAAACAACUGUACCUAUA
Sitophilus oryzae (rice weevil) is the source of this 604-nucleotide messenger RNA. Its product is annotated as endocuticle structural glycoprotein SgAbd-2-like. The transcript is spliced from 4 exons. Bases 29 to 532 code for a protein of 167 amino acids. The record is from RefSeq and is a predicted model, not a curated record. Gene Ontology annotation, cellular component: chitin-based extracellular matrix. Gene Ontology annotation, molecular function: structural constituent of chitin-based larval cuticle. NCBI's taxonomy places the organism in Eukaryota, Metazoa, Arthropoda, Insecta, Coleoptera, Curculionidae.